Rhipicephalus sanguineus (brown dog tick) is the source of this 12875-nucleotide messenger RNA. It is a transcript of the gene Dab, whose product is annotated as protein disabled. NCBI's taxonomy places the organism in Eukaryota, Metazoa, Arthropoda, Arachnida, Ixodida, Ixodidae. The coding region runs from base 113 to 2188 and encodes 691 amino acids. The transcript has 11 exons. The record is from RefSeq and is a predicted model, not a curated record.
CGCAAGCGAUCGCAGACCUUGCGCGCGGCAAUCCCGUAGAUCCACUCUUGAAACACAACGCCCCCCAACACUUAAGCCGGCCGGCUAACUGCAAAGUCCCACCGUCAUCACCAUGGCCGUUGUCCUGGAUACUUGGUCGCACCGGGGAGCCGAACGCCUGUGGGAAAAAGAGGAGGAGGACGAGGACAGCCCCCAGGAGGAUGCCAUGAACAACCAUGCGUCCACGAAGAUCGAUGGGGGCCGACGGGCUGUCCGCCGCAGCAACCCCAGGAAGGAAAAAGCAGGCAGCAGCAGCGGCAGCUCUGGCAAAGGCGGGGACCCCUUUCGGUUCGAAGGGGAGGGGCUCCUGUUUCGAGCCAAGCUCAUUGGGAGCCAGCCGGUGCCUGAGGCUCGAGGCGACCGCAUGUGCCAAGAUGCCAUGACACGACUCAAAAUGGUUGUGCGUUCAUCUGGGGAGCACAAGCAAAGGGUUCAGCUGACGGUCUCUCUCCAAGGGAUCAAGAUUCGCGAUGACAAAACUGGGGAGCUGGUGUUCCACCACCCCGUGCACCGUAUUUCGUUCAUCUCGCAAGACGCCAGUGACGCUCGGGCCUUUGGCUAUGUCUGCAUGACACAAGAUGGCUGUCACCGGUUCAUUGGCAUCAAGACCGAGAAGGCAGCGUCCCAGCUGGUGGUGGCGCUGCGUGACCUCUUCCAGGUGGUGCUGGAGAUGAAGCAGCACGAGCUGCGCCAGGCACAGCUAGAGCAGCGGCAGCAGCUGCAGGAAUGGAAGCCCCCCACGGACUUCAACAAUCGCGGGGAGGCACAGGAGGUGAUCUGUAGCCCGCAGGCUGAGAGCUGUGGUGAGCCCACCUCCUCUGCGGACAACAAGACUCCCACGGUGGACGACCUCCUCGACUUACAGUCUGAGCUGGACUCUCUACAAGAAGGUAUCCAGCAGAUGGAGACGACGAUAGCCGCCGCGGCCACGCUGGUAUCACCCGACCCGUUCGACACGUCCUUCAUUGUCGACCCUAGGCAGCAGCAGCAGUAUCACCACCAUCCCGGCUCCCGUGCCUUCCUUUCUGAGCCAGCAACACCCGUGGGGCCACCUCCGCCUCUGUUGCCACCGCCGCCUCCGACUGCGCGCGCCUCACAGUCCACCGCCAUUGCAGGGACAGCGCAGCAGCAGCACCGUGCCGUGCCGCCGCCGCGGACCCUGCCAUUUGGUGCCCCACCCACGGUCACGGCCUCCCUACCCCCGACUCCGCUACCCGACCUGUUCGCCGAUCUGGACCCCUUAUCAGAAGGCAGCGGGAAGAGUGGCAGGCAUCGCCACGUUGCCUUUGGCGAGCUCAAGAGCCCUCUUGACCCGUUGGCCGAAGAUGGCGGCAGCAGGCAGCACUCUGCGUUCAAUGAACUUCAGAGCCCGUUCGACUCCUUGGCUGAAGGCAUCAGCAGAAACCACUACGCCAGCAUCGGAGAGCUUAAGAGUCCGUUGAACUCUUCAGCCGAAGGCAUUGGCAGGAACCAGUACGCCAGCAUCGGAGAGCUCAAGAGUCCAUUGAACUCCUCGUCCGAGGGCGUCAGCAGGCACAACAGCACGACCGUCGAUGGUCCCUUGGACCCCUUCGCCAACAUUGUCGGCAAGCCUGCCAACCACGUCACCUUUGGAGAGACUAACAGCCCCUUCAACUCCCUGGCCGACGGCGUCGGCAAGCCCAAAACUAGCUCCGGCGAACUGAAGAGUCCCCUGAGCCCUCCGUCGUCUAAGGGCCUUGGCAGGAAUUUCAGAAGCCCUCCCAGGAAGCCGCCCGCUCAGCUCACCAGCGUGGUCAGUGGCUGGCAGACAUUCGAAGAGGAGGAAGAAGACGACGGUCCUCCUCCGCCAGCCUUCCCGCCCCCACCUCCGCCGCUGGCAGUUCCACCGCUGGACGAGGGCUUUUGCAGCGGCAGUAACGCGUCUUCCGUGUCACCGAUCCGGCCGGCAAAGGCGGCCUCGUCCUCCACUUCGUCGGGCAGCAGCAACCUCUUCAGCCGCUGCGGGGCGCAGGACCCAUUCGCCGACGAGUUCUUUGCGGCGCCUGCUUCUUCCAGCAACCAGGACUGCUCUUCCAAUGGAAGCCAAUCCAGGCCAGCCCUUCUGCCCGGCCUCUCAAGCAGCUCGCCGUGGCCCGUAUCGCCGCAGACGGCGUUCUUUGGUCGCUGACCGAUGGGCACCAGCCGACGGCCCGGCCUGUAAAUCGUGCGCAGGUGGCAACCUCGUCCAAACUGCUGCGCUCCGCAGCUUCAAGCGCCAAAACGAUGCUUCCCCAUUCGUCACCUUUCUACCGGAAAAAGAAAAAGCCUAAUUUUCUCCGCUUUGUCGUCGGCCCAAAGAACUGUUUUUCCAGACUAGCAUACAAAAAGGGGGGUGGCCACCCAGUUCGACCCUGCUCUCUGUAUUUUGCAAACCCAGGCCGUGGUUGUGCUUGCACGGUGUGCAGGGAAAGAGAAAAAGGAACAGUAGUGUUGCCGAAGCCGGGUUAAGAAAAAAGGCCCGCUUGGCAUUGUUGCCGAGUUCUCGAGGUGUUAACCACCCCGGACAGUUCCUGGUGCUUUCUUGCUCGGUGUUUCGCCCCGGAGUUUUGUUUUCCGCGCGAAAGCUUCAUCGGCUCGCGGUGAAGUGAGGGGUAGCGACUGGGGCACCUCACCGGCGUCUCGUCGGGCUUGAGACGCUCGCGGAAGUUGCCACGUGCAGAAUCAAAUGCUCACAACACACUGCUCUGCGUUUUGCUGCCGCGUCUGCAGCGGAGGAUUGGUGGACCUAGGCCAAAUGUAAAUCACUAUUUUAUACACUGUUCCCGCAAAACUUUGGCUGCACCGGCAGCGGCAGUGUGUUUUCGGGAGUACUCCACAACGGCUUUUGGCCAUUUGUCAAAACGAGAGAGUUUAUAAGUAUGUUGAACUUGUGUUUCUGUUUUUGGGUCGUGAGCGUGUAUUGUUUUUUUUUUAGUUGUAUGUCGUUGCGGCGGGUUAACCUGCUGUGGAAUGUUUGAACGACCGAGGCCAAUGUCCUUAAAGCCUUCCAACUUGGCACAUGCGUGCUAAAAAUGUUUCGGAGUCACAAAUUUCGCCCCGAAUGGAGCUCAACUACGUUAACGGUGUCCGUGUUUCCGCGCAACUCCCUGCGAAAGCGUGUUGUGCGGUUACUGUUGUUCUGGCUCGGCCUGAUCGUUGGUGCGUCACCGUUUGCUGUCUGGUUUAAUGUAAAGCGCCAAGAAUGGUUCUGAAACGUACUGCGGAGGAAUCACCGUCGAGUUGGCCGGGUUUGUUGAGGUUUUGGUUUUGGCAGCAUACUAAUUGUUUCCUAGAAGCUCUCGCUGAUAGCUUGAAGCGAAUGCUACAGUGGGUUGAAGCUUUACUUUGUGCAAUGGGCAGCAUUUGCCCGCUGAAUUCCAGUUGCAACGCUAUUGCAGCACUUUUGUUACUUCUCGGCCUACAAUGUAAGAUUUGUCGGCUUGUUUUGUGUGUGUUUGUGUGCUUUUUUUUUUGUUGACAUUUGCCUCUUUUGAGUGGCUUCGUAGUUUAUCUAUGUACGUGGUUCUGCAGCAGCUGCUUGGUUUUGCUUGUGAGAUCUGAGAGGAAUUGAGCACAAAGUGUUACCACAUGUGUAAUGGAUAUUUACCACGUGUAGGGGAUAUGCGUACCGUACCAUACCAUACCGGUACCGGGUGCGUUUGCAUGUUGCAAGGCAAAGGUGGCAUGUUUGAGCACAAGUCGGUGCUGGCAGCCUCGAAAUGUCACGGUUGCGAAAGUUUAUACAUAAUGAUAUUUACCCGACACUUUUACUGAAUCUCAGUAGGUACUAUGGAAAUGGUGUGUGUGCGUGUGUUUAGGCAGUGAGUAGCAUUGGUCAGGCACACCGAAAAUAAAACUGGAGCAAGGGGGCAUCUCGCAACGUUUUGGCUUCGUGCUAGACUCUUUUUUGCGAAGCCUUCGGUUGACGGUAAUCUGUGCUUCUGUGCAUGUUACUCCUAGCUCCCAUGCCAGAUCUGGGAGAAAGAAUAAUCUAAACACUGUGCAUAACUGUGCAUACAAAUGAAUGUCCUCAUAAGUGAUUGCGGUAACCUUUUUUCUUUGUUGACGCAGCACGUUUGCUGACAGUAGGCACCUAAAUCUGGUAAUAAACAGUAAACACCAUUAAAGUGCCAAUUCUUUGUGACAUUUGUGUGUAGUAAGUUGAUAGAGCAAUCUAUAAUUUUCCGUUGCCCAGUAUUCGGUGCAGUUUGAAUUCAUACAUGUUUUUAGCCUCUAACUUGCAUAUUUUGGUGUAGGUUAGUUGGUGUGACAUUACAGCACUUCAUUUUUUUGCCUAGUAUAUCAUUGCUAUUCUGCUAAACGAGAAGUACGCUUUCUCAAAGCAAAUCUUCACUUGUGUAAAACUUUUGAGUUCAACACAUCUUCGUGCCAUUAGGAGUAGCUGCAUCACCAAAAAUGCGGCGCUGCGUUUGCAACAUUCGUCUCUGCAAUGCAACAGUUGUCGCUUUUUAUUAAACGGCACUGUGAUGUAGAGUUGACAGCGAAACUUUAAGGGACCACACGAAUGUGCGUGAAGUGUCUCCGUGUCUUUAUCAGCACGACAUUGCACACGUGCAUUGUGAUUGCAGGCUUGUUGAUACCAAGCCUCCUUAAAGCUCCCAUCUCUGCAUCGUGGGUCGUGCGGGGCACAUACAUACAAUUCGGCAUGCACUUACACGUUCCUUAAACUUAUGCCACCGACUGUACAAAAUUGAAUGCAGUUUGUAGCUGUGGUGCAUGCUAACCAGGAUAAACACAGAGUGAACCAUGCUGUCCACGUCGUCGUUUUUGAAAGAGGGCGUGCCAACGUUUACAAGAUCGUUUUAUUUUCACGCCGCGAAACUUCAAGCUGGUGAUCGACACAGCUUUAUCACUAGCAGGAGGGUACUGAAUUGGACUGAUUGGCGCAUAACGAAGUGGAACAAACAGUGUAACAGAGGGAAGUGAUAAGGACAACAGACACUGUGCUGCUUCACAUAGACAAAUUUUUAAACAUUUGUUUCGUUUGCCCCUAGAUUAGGGAUGCAUCAACAGCCUUAGCUUUCUCUCAAUAACUAGUCUAAUCACACUGUGACAGUGGUCCUGGCACAGCUUUUGUAAAAAUUUAACCAAACGGGGACGAGACUGCCACAUUGUGCUAAAUGUGCAAACACCAAUGUUGCCAAUGCCAAAGCACCACGGAGCCAUCCAAGACUUGUCCAUCGAUAGCCUUUUGACCAGAUACCCUUGGGGUAGACAGCCGUAGCUGUGCACAGCACUCACGAGUCUUUGACCUCUCCGUGAGCGUGCCCACCCGUAGGAACAGAGUUCUCUUGAACUUGUGAAAAGUUUACCGCGCCCAGCGUAGGAUAGGAAAAGAAAAGAUUGUCGAAUCCGGUAUCUCGGAUUGCGGCUUUUGUAGCUAAAGGUCUUGGAGAAGCAACACAGGGACCAGGCAAAGUGUGGACGUGGUUUCAGUACGCCGAUGCACCUCCGGUGUGCUCGAUUUGAAGGUUUCGAGUGUGUACUGAUAUUGCAAUUACAAAACUGGACCGGUUAACACGUUGGUUAUCAUCAGUGCCACAUCCAUCGCUCUAUUGGAACUCACGAAUAUCUGAAAUAUAUCCAGGGUAUCACCAUUAUUUUAAUGCAAACACUAGGCGUUGCAUAUGCGCUGUAGAUGAAUGCAGCUUUUCCAGCCAAAACGCUCGCCGAUUUCUGCUCGGAUUUCGCACAGAGUUUUCGUAUGACAGUCAGUUCAGUUUGACGCCACAUUUCCGAGCAUUACGUGCCUGUUUUGCUCACAAUAAAGCAGAAGCGGGCAUAAUUUGAAAUGAUUCGAUUAAAAGAACCGCUGAUUUUGUAGCAGUGGAAUUGUGAGGCCAUCUGUCGCAAGUGGAACGGUGCAUUCCAUCGUAGCAGUGACACACAGUGCAGCAACGUUUGCAGCAAAAGUGGCAGUUUAGUGCACCAAACUGCCAUUUUUAUUUCACUCUCAUCACUGAAGUGCAUCUACACUGCAGCUUUAUGGCAAACAGUCAAGCAGUGAGUACAAUUGUGGUGUGAAGCUGAACUCGCUGUGAAAUUCUAAGUCUUUGCGAAACUCGAGUGAUCCGGCGAUCUAAGUGACAGUCGCGUCGUACCUGGCACAUUUUCUUAUGCAACGCUCGGGACGUCAUCAGGAAUACUCGACUCGUACUAUUUUUGUGUCCGUUAGGGGAGUAAAAAUUUGUACAAAGUACUCGAAGGUUGUCUUGCAGGUUUCAUUUGCCACCCAAGGUGGCGUUCUUUUAGCGGUGGAAGUAAAUAGAAUUAAAAAAGUGAUUGUUGUUGCCAUCUUGGUGGGCUAGCCGGUAACAUAGCACUAGGCACUUCUUUGCCAGUCCUUGUGUGAUGCGCCUCUGUAGCCACGCUUUGUUAGUUAGGUUAGGUUAGGUAAGCUUGCAGCCUCCCAUAUGCAUAGUCUUGUUUGGAGACCCACAUUGAGAUGUUACCUCGGUUACGCGCCAGCGCCGUAGAGUCCAAAGUGACACACGUCCUGUAAUGAAGAAAAAUGUGAUACGGUGUAUUGUUUUGCAUGCAGAAAGGAAAUGUGCAUGCAGAAUGAUGCGUCAGCGUCUCUAACGCUGUGCAUUGAUGCUGUGCACUGACGCUACGGUACUGACGUGUCAGUGUCACAGAUGUAGCGUCCAAAGUGACAUACGUCCUCUGACCAAAGGAAGUCCGCUGUGACACAGCGUACUCUUCUGUGGGGUUGUUGUGCUGAAAAUGGCAGCCUAGCGUGACGGCCCACUUUAUUGUGACGGUUGUCAGGCGCCUAACUUUUUUGGCGUGCUCGUUACAAACUUGAGUCAGUGCAAUACUUGCGUUAAGGCAACUUGUUGGGGCAUGCUUGUAGAGUGUGGUGAUAUUUGUUUCGGGUGGAUGGAAAAUCUGCACAUUGUAACAAGCCUGAAAGUAAGUGGCAGUGAGCGUUUUGUUUCAAAAUGUCUGCAUAACCUGUCUAAAAUAGACCCAAUGUAUUGUGAAAUUUUUUUCAAAAGUUGCGAUUCGUUCAUGCUGUAACGACCUACAAUCUCUGUGAUAGUAGUGGCAGGCAGAUGCCGCAGCCAAUGACAAGAGGGCAAGAAUGGCGAGAUUCAAAUAGAACUUGUAUAACAUUGUCGUUUUGUCAUGAUAAAAUAUGUACCUCUGAAAAUGAGAAAAAAAAAUUGCUUUCCCAGUUAUGCCCUUCCAAAGUGAACACGCAUCAUGUCGGAGUGUGACUUGUAUUGGCUAUUACGUACAUAAUAGAAAAGCCUAUCGCCAAAGCUUUAACGAGAUUAGGCCUAGAGGGGUCAGUUAUCAUUCUGCCUUACAUAUUGCAAGGUCUGAGAUGUCUCGUAGGCUAUUGGAAGCAUACAUCAUUCCAGAACAAACAUUUCUCAAUCGGAAGUUAAUGUUGGGGCUGAUGAUGAGCUGUUAAUGAAGUUCUGAUUCUCUUCUUAAAGUUUGUAGGGAAGCAAGGGUUUGCUUCAACCAACAAAGAACGAUAAUUGUUUAUAAAUGUGUUAUCAAUACUUUUGUGCAUGACACUAGUUUAAAAUUACGUGCUAGUAUCAGCAUUGGUCAUCCGCAUGGGCAAUCCCUUAUCUUGCUGAGACAUACGCCUGGUUAUAUUUUCAGAUUGGCUGACGCAACCGUAUAACUUCAUCGUGCUGCAUAAACUUGUGAACUUUAUAAUAUGCGUGUUCUGACUUGUGGCCAUAUCAAGUUGGUUAACCUUUGUUCGCUGCUUUCAUUGUAGAAAAAAAGAACGUUGGACUCUCAUGCCUCUGCAGUGAGUGUGUGCCCUGAAAAAGUUGUGGUGAGAUGUUAUCUAUUAGUUCUGUAGAUAAGCGAUGACUGUUUCAGAGUGUGUUUCGGCUCGUCGUCGUAGGGCUGUGCCCAUGACGUCGGCCAGUUGUGUCUGUGUCAGAUGCUUGGAGAGAUAGGGGUUCUCUCCGUGGUGUAUAGUCUCGGAUAUUGGGUGUCUUCAUCAGGGCUGGUCCUUUUUUCCGAUUUUGUUGCGCAGACACCGGACGUCUUGUUCUUUCAACACUUGUGAAGGCGCUUGACUGUUAGAAAGGGAUGGGUGGGUACGUUGUAUUGUUUAGUGUCGGGGCCGUCUCUAACACGAGCCGUGCUCCAAUUGCAAGCGCGAGCUGGAGAGGUGUACUCAGUGUGGGUCUUCAAAAAUAUCGACAAGCCAUGUGUACAAUACUCAUGGAUUGAAAUGUGAACGUUUAGGGCUAAGUAAUGUGCAUACUUUCGUUUACAGCAUGUAGAGUUCGUGUCGUGUUGGCUUAAUUUUGACUGUAACACUUACACCAGAGCCAAGGUUGCCCUUAGCAGCCAGAUUUGCAGUGACAUGAUGUGGUUAUUUAUCGUGAGCAGUUGUUCAUGAGCACUGUGCUCAUAGAAUGCGAGAAGAUAUGAUGUCACAUUCAAUCCAUGCGUACUGUGCUUCCUUUUGUGACCACAAGUAGGACGACGAAGUUUUUCCGCCUCGUUUUUUCUCUGUGGCCUGACCCACGGGACUUUGGUACGCUUCUUGUAUUCGGCAUCUUUUGAGAGGAGUGUCCCAAAUGUCGUGGUUGAGUCAGCAGGCCGUAGUGGGUCACAUAUUAGCCCGCACUUCACCCGAAGCCAAAUGCGAUGUUACCGCCCCCACCCCCCACUUCUUGGGAAAAUAUUGCGCCAAACCUCUAGGUGUAAGCCUUUUGAAACGUACCGUAUUUGCACGGUUCUGGCAUGCACUCGAUUGUAACGCAUAGGUUGUAACGCAUAGGUUGUAAUGCAGGCAUAGGACCCGGUUAAGGUGCUCGACUGCUGACCUGCAAGCCGAGGGAUCGAAUCCCGGCCGCGGCAGCUGCAUUUUCGAUGGGGGCGAAAAUGCUAGAGGCCCGUGUACUUAGAUUUAGGUGCACGUUAAAGAACCCCAGGUGGUCAAAAUUUCAGGAGCCCUCCACUACGGUGUCUCUCAUAAAGAUAUCGUGGUUUUGAGACGUUAAACCCCAAUGGUUAUUAACGCAGGCAUAGGUUGUAACACAUAAGUACAAUGGGUGCACUGGUGGAAUCACACUUGUCUAAAGCGGCCAGUCGCCCCGCCACGGUGGUCUAGUGGUUAUGGCGCUCGACUGGUGACCCGAAGGUCGCGGGAUCGAAUCCCGGCCGCGGCGGCUGCAUUUUCGAUGGAGGCGAAAAUGUGUGAGGCUCGUGUACUUAGAUUUAGGUGCACGUUAAAGAACCCCAGGUGGUCGAAAUUUCCGGAGCCCUCCACUACGGCGUCUCUCAUAAUCAAAUCGUGGUUUUGGGACGUUAAACCCCAGAUAUCAUCAUCAUCAUCAAAGCGGCCAGUCGGCUGCUUCAGCCACAGUGUUUUGCAAAAGUAUGCAGAGACCAAUGCCGUAACGAUACCAAACAUACUCGUACCGCAUGCUGUGGCCUUACGUUAUAAUUCAAGCAUGAAUGGAAGCUUGUAGAUAUAGCGCAAAGUAGCAGCUGCGGACGGUGCCAGCAUCCACAGCCACACACUCGGACCGGUCUAGACAAGUGUGAUUCUGACUGUAACGCAUCGAUUGUACAUUGGGAGAGCUGAAAAAAAAAAAAAGACUCGAUGCCAAUUUGCUUUAAAGCCAGACUAACACACACAAAUUUUGAGAGCUACAUUUAGCGAAAAAAAGUGCGCAUUAGAAUCGUGGAGACGCGGUAUUACUCACUCAUGCCAAACUGCAUCGUGGAUUUUUGUCUCUGAGACAUCCAGCUCAUGUGUAGUAACAGCGCAAAAAAGCGGAUGAGGCAAAUAAGUUUACAGGACGAGCACUUGACCUCCUGCACUCAUCCAACAGUGCUUGCCCUCUAGGUUUCGUUUCAUUUGCCUUGUCUGUUCUUGCGCUGUUAUGAACAUAUGCCGACUAGCGUGUGUCUGAAUGCUUCUACAGUACAUUAGAGCGGUGCAGUGCCCUGUAGGUUUGUUCUUGCGUCGUUUAUAAAAGGUUACAACACCGUAUCGAUCGUGUAAGCAAGUCUGCACUUGACUGCCAAUCCCUGGUGCGCGCCAAGUCAUGACUUGACAACGACUUUUACAACAUACGUGUUACGACACAGCGUAGCAGAGAUUGUAAAAUGGACACAUUGUGGAAAAAGGUUUCGCGCGCACAUCUCGCCACACAUGUGCCUGCAAGGCAGCCAUGUUAACACCUCAGAAGCUAAUUUUUUUUCGAAAGAACUGCUAUGAUGUGUUGUGCUUUAAUGGCUUAGUUGGAUCACUGAAAUAUGCCUAAAAAUGGUAUUACAGAAGUAAAAAAUCCUGUCUUUAUUUCUCCGAGGUUCAUUCAGAAAGUUUUAAGUUAAUCUGUAUGCGAUGAACCACCAUGACCGACAAUGCCAGCCAAUGCAACAUCCAGUGACUACAUGCACGUGUAAUGACUAUGGCUAUGACAGUGACUGGCUGGUGAUUAUGCUCUAACCGAUGUUGCUAUGGCUUGGAACAGCUCCACUGACUCCUUUGCAUUGUGUGCUGGAAGAUUGUUUUCUCAAAAUACAAACCGCACACUUAAUCUCUAUGGGAGAUAUGUAUGCUGUUUGCGUCAAAAGUUUGUGGAGUGAUGGCUGUUAGAUAAGUCCAUACAGAAUUUGCAAAAUUGGUCAUACACAUCAGUACACUGUACAAAGUGCUGGAGUGAACAUUACGGGGUCAAAAAAAAAUUUUGUCAGUCAAAGGGUUAGCCUUGCCUUUAAUAUCUUAGUGACUUCCUUCAUUGUCUUCCCUGUUUAAAAAUGGAUUGUGCAAAGAUAUGGAUGAGCUAAUAUGUGACGAGAGUGAAAAGAUUUGGGUGGGAGUGGGGGGGUGGAGGCUUAAUGUGACGUUUGUGCGCGUUUGGCUUCGGGCGGUACCGAUUUUUUUGCUGCAACAUAGCCGUGUAAUCGUGCAUGUUAAUUUGUUGAACCCCGUUUUGGAAAGUGCCUUUGAGCACAGUAGCAGAUAUAGCUCCGUUUACUUGAAACCACUAACAUGAAAUGCACACAAGACGGUACCUGAUGACCCAGCUCACAAAGCAUACUCAAAAGAUGGUGACAGUAGCUUACAAAAAAAAAUUCCUUGUGGCCAACAUGCACGUGUGAUUUAUGGCACAAGGAAAUCGCUUUGACAGAAUCUAGAGUACCGUGAACAUCUAUGUGCCGCUGUCGACAAAGAAAUCGUACAACUUAGCGCUGAGUGAAACACAUUAUACCUUGUUCCUGCUUUCGUGUGGAGUUGGCAUGAUUCAAGCUUGUAUGCUUAGUUUGGGCCUACUUAACAAUUGGCGAUUAGAUAUGCAACGGUGCGAAAUACUGUACUGUUCUCUUUCAAAUACUCUGCGACAGUACCUGUGGUAGAACCUCAGCAAACCAUUUCAGAAUGAUACGUUCCUUUUUUUCAUUUAUAACAUCGCUAAAGCCCAACACUUUCAGUAGUAUUUCAGUAGUACUACAGUAGUAUUUCAGUGGCGCAGCAUGCUUUCAAGAUGCUAAAAUGUGCGUGUCCAAUCCUGUGAAAAAUGUAUUGCAGAAGACUUACUGUGCUCGCACCUGAAAGACAUCUCGCUGACACAUUUGCUGUGUGGUCGGGAGUAAAGGUUCCUCACGACUACUUGGGUCGGAGGUCUUAAACGUGCCACUUGUACGCUUCUCGUGUGCAGCUGAUAGAUGUGCAUAAUUAUUCCAUCACCGCUGCUGCGAAGUUGCCAAAGCUUUAUGCAGUUUCUUCCUAAGUGCACUGUUGCGCGAUUCUAGACAAGCUGGUUGCUGUGUAGAUGAUCUGAAGCAUGAGCCAAGUUUGAGACCUCUGGCCCGAAUUGAUUGUUUAUCUCCUAAAACAACACUUGUACACCCGUGAGUGAAAGUAUAUGGCGCACUUCAGUAUGUAUAUGGUGCACAUCCGGUAUUUAUAUGGUUAGUAUAUGAUACACUUCGGGUAUGCACACGAUUAGUAUGUGGUACAAAUCUGGUACGUAUACGGUACACUUCUGGAAUGUACACGGUUAGUGUACGGUACAGUUCCGGUACAUAUACGGUUAGUAUGCAAUACACUUUUGGUAUAUAUACGGUUAGCAUAUGGUACACUUCGCAUGCAUAAGCUGCUAUUGAAAGCAACGCUUUGCCCAAGACGCAUCCAUUGCUUGAUCAAGAGCUUGUCUACUUUCACGCUUCGAUAUUUACUCAUUGGCAUGCACCGCUUGAGGCACGCCAUUAUAGCAAUGAUACUGCUAUCAAGAUAGAAGUGAGACAACUUCAGUGUGGAUGAGCACUUUCGAUGCAACAAAGUGGCAAUGUGCUGUGCUGCAUGAGAAAAUUUACAUGCUAGCCAAUAACAAGAUAAUGUAUUCACAGCCCAGCACUGUUGUUGACGGCAGGUGGUGUGCCGCUGGGUUGCGCAGACAGACAGUUUGACACACUCACAUGGUCCGUGUACUUUCGCUCACGGGUGUACACCAGUCUCCACCCAAAAACAUCUGUUUUACUCAAGCUGGCAACCCGACCAGAGACUGUACUGGUACGAGUGGAUUCAAGUCUUGGGCCAAAUUAAACAAUUCUGUAGACUGGGGCUUGGCAAUGCUACACUGCACUGGUAGUGGCCACUUUGUGAAGUAAUUGGGUGAUUUAGUUAUGUGUCUCCACGUGAAAGUUUUGUUGGCUGUCGUGCCAGGCAACAGCGUGCCGUCUUGUUGGCGUUUCUUGUGGUGGCAAACACUGCUCUUCUGCCUACGUGAUCCUACAAAGCCGACGUGCCCACUUAUGUGACUGAGAAAGCCCUCUUCCGUUUUGUGUGGGCAGAUACUGUAGGUUGAAAAUAA